Messenger RNA from Arxiozyma heterogenica, 3453 nucleotides. It is a transcript of the gene DAL81, whose product is annotated as Dal81p. The coding region runs from base 1 to 3453 and encodes 1150 amino acids. The record is from RefSeq and is a predicted model, not a curated record. Gene Ontology annotation, cellular component: nucleus. NCBI's taxonomy places the organism in Eukaryota, Fungi, Ascomycota, Saccharomycetes, Saccharomycetales, Saccharomycetaceae. The transcript has a single exon. Gene Ontology annotation, biological process: DNA-templated transcription. Gene Ontology annotation, molecular function: DNA binding; zinc ion binding.
AUGGAAGUGCACAAUAAUAAUAAUAAUAAUAAUAAUAAUAAUAGUGAUAAUAGUGAUAAUAAUAAUAAGAACAGCAGUCAUAACAACCGUCAAAACCAUAACAUCAAUGAUAGUAACAACCAAGACAAUAGGACAAUUAUUGCUAGCACUACAACCACUGACACAGUUACUACCAAUAAAAAUAAUGAUUACAACAAGAAUAUGAAUAACAUAAGACAAGAUUCAUUCGUGCAAAAUGUUAACAGUAAUCAUAACACAGCAAAUGAUACAUAUAACCAAUUCUUGCAAAAUUUAACACAACAACAGCAGCAGCAGCAGCAGCAGCAACUCCAAAAAGAUCUAAACCAACCUUCUAUAAAUAACAUUAAAAAUAUAGAUAUUCUAUUGCAACAAUAUGGCAACGACUUUAAUAAUACUAGUAAUAACAAUAUCAGUAAUAUGAAUUCCGGACAUUCUAUACCAAAUGGCCUGGUAAAUCCAAUAUGCAUCACUUGCUUGCAAAAUAAUUGGAAGUGCAAAUGGAUACCUGAUUUAGGUAAGUGUGCGCAAUGUGAAGGUAUACAAUGGAAAUGUGAACUUAUUAAUCCGAAUUUUUUACAAAUGGCUAAUGCAGUCACUGACUUGGUGAACAAUAACAUUUUAUCCAAUCAGAAUAUUUUGAAAAGAGAUUAUUCGGUUCAAAAUGAAAAUGUGAAAAGACACAAAAGUAAUAAUUUAUCUAACAAUAAUAUUAAUAAUAUCAAUAAUAUCAAUAAUAAUCAUAGCAAUAAUCAUACUAAUAAUAAUAAUAAUCCCUCUUCUUCUACUCCAAAUAAUCAUACUGUUUACUCCAAUUUUAUAACAAAUUUAUACAAUUCCAUGUCACCAACUUUCAAUAACACUAAUAAUAACAUUCCAAAUAACUUAAAAUAUAUAUAUGAUAAUAACAAUAAUAUCACUAAUACAAUCAAUAUGACUAACUUUCCAACUGUAAAUAUAAAUACAUCACCUGCCCAAACACAAUAUCCACGUUCAUCCUUUUAUGUGGGGCCAACUUCAGUCUACGAUAUCAAUAUUAUUAACAGCAUUACAUCACAUAAUAAUAGCAGUAAUAGGAACAACAACACUCAUGCCCCUCAUUUGCCGAUUGUCACAGAUCAAAUUCAAAUAUCGAAUUCAUCUUCAAUAAGAAAGGUGUCUCCAAUUACACAAUUUUUACUUAGAGAUGAUUCCAAUCAAUCACUAUAUUUAAGGCAAGAACAAGAAGUUGAUAUGGUAGAAGCAUUAAUUUAUCCACACGGAAAGAUACUCAUCGAUAUCUUCUUUAAAUUAAUACAUCCAUAUUUCCCAAUCUUACAUGAAAGAGUCUUCUUAGAAAAAUAUUCAAGAUCUUAUAGAGAACUAACUGCACCUUUAUUGGCAUCAAUAUAUUCAUUAGCCUUACAAUGGUGGGAUUUCCAUCCUAAACUGAUUGGUUUUAAAAAGCCAGAUCUCAAUGUAGUGAACAAAUUAAAUGAUUUGGCAUUCACGACUUUCUUUAGUAGAAUUGAUUAUCCAAAACUAUCAAUGAUUCAAACUGGUCUAUUAAUAUUACAAUGUAGAACCAACCAGCCAAAUAAUUGGGUAAUUUGUUCAACUUUAGUAGCAUUAGCAGAAGAAUUAGGGUUGGGUGUAGACUGUGACGAUUGGAAAUUACCUAGAUGGGAAAAAGAUUUGAGAAAACGAUUGGCAUGGGCUGUUUGGUUACAAGAUAAAUGGAUCGCCUUAAUUGAGGGAAGGCAUUCGCAUUUGAUUUUAGGUAGAAAUUGGUUGGUUAAAUUACUGAAAGGAGAUGAUUUUCCACAAAGUUCACAUACAAUUGAUAUGCAGCGUAACUAUAACAAUCCUAACAAUCUUAAUUCAAAUAACUUCUCAGGAAAUAAUAUUAAAAAUGUCAAUGAUAACGAAAAUAAUAACAAUAUGAUGACAAAUAAUGAAGAUCUAUUAGGAAAAAAUGAUCUGGACAGUGCAAAUCCUGCAUUUUCCUCAGUCAUAAUGAUGGAUUCUUUAGCUUUAAUGGAUGUAAAUAUUACCAAAGAAGAUUUUGACAAUGGAAAUCUAAUGUUCCAACAAAUGAUAUCGUUAAGUAUUAUUAUUGGCGAAAUUAUGGACACAUUUUAUACCCAAGGAGCAAUUCAUGUUAAUACGUCUAUUGAACAAGUAUUAAAAAUGGCUAAGCCUUUACAGUUAAAAUUAAGAGAAUGGUAUCAUUCUUUACCAUCACAAUUAUCUAUGGCAAGAUUUGUACCUAGAAAAUUUAAUUCUAAUGCAUCAUUAACAUUAUCAUAUUUUACUGCAGAAAUAACAUUACAUCGUAAAAUCAUUUCCUCAUUAUUUCAAAAUUCAAAAGAUAUUCCAAAAGAAUUGACGCAUGUUUGUAGAACGGCAGCCAAAACUAGAUUGAUUGCUGCUAUUGAAUUCGUCAGAGAUUUAAAAAAUGAACAUAUCAAUUCAUUUUGGUAUUCUAAUUCUACAGGGAAUUUUAUGUUAAUUGGUACAUUUGCAGCUCUAUUAUAUGUUACGUCACAAACUAAAGAAGAAGCAACCAUGUAUAGAGAUUUGCUGAGAAAUUACAUAUGGAUAUUAAGGGUCGGGUCUAAAUCUUUUGAUAAAUUGAAAAUUGUACUUGACAACAUACAUCAAUUACUAACACAGGUACCUGGUCUGUUGACAGAUGUAACACCUCUGAUAAGUGAUUUCAUUCCACCACCUUUAACAUCAUCAUCUAAUGCAGUUAGACCUGGAAGUAUGCCUAAUACCACUCAGCAACAAAUGUACAACCAAUAUUCAAAUGGAUCCAAUCCAUCACAUCAAGGCUCUUCUUCAUCACCAACAAUAGCGGAUCAAGGUUCACGUCCUCCAUCAGUUUUACAAAAUAAUAUUUCCAAUAAGAUUAAUAAUAGUAAUAAUAAUAGUAAUAGUAACAACAACAAUAAUAAUAAUAAUAGUAAUAAUAAUAAAACGAACCACUUGACAAGCAAUUUGAAAAAUGUAGCGGAACAGAUAUCACCUGAAGAUUUCUUAUACCCAGUUAUGGCGCAAAGCCCAUCUAAUAAAACUAAUGUAGUCUUAACACCAAGGCCACUUGGUAAAACACCUAUCUUUUCGAUACCAAGUCAUAUGAAUGACAGUUCUCCUAAUAAUGACAAUUAUAACAGCAAUAAUACCUCAACUCCAAACAACUCCAAAUCUCAACAACAGCAAGCUCAAUAUUCCCCUAGUUUACAAAGUCAGAUAUCUGAAACCUACAGUGUUGGUCAAGUUGCUAACCCAAGUGAAACUCCAAAGACAGAACCUAAUACAAAUAUUAUGGAUAUGGCUACAAUGAAAGAUAAUCAUAUUACUGAUGAUGUUAAUAGUAUAACCACUACAACUAAUGUGACUAAUAUUAAUAAUUCCACUUCUAUUGUAGACACCAACAUAAAUAAAAAAUAA